UUCCAAAGCCCCAAGGGUCCAGAUUCUUUUCCCAACCGGAGGACGCGAAUUAAAGGAAACAGAAUUCUAGACUCUUCUUUCUGUCGAGGAUGCCCCAAAUUCGACGGUCCAGACCCUGCCCCACCGAUCACCACAAACCAAUCUCAGCCGUCCAUCAACGCAACUUGCUGAAAAUCACUUCCUAUAAAUUCCACACCCCCACCCCCACUGCUCGGAUGCCCUGACAUCCUGACUUUUGUUCUCAGCUCUCCCUUUCUCUCUCGCUCGGAGAAUAUUUUUGCAAUUAGGGCUUUGGGAUUGGAAGAAGAUUGAUCGUUGAUUGGUUUGGGAGGUGUGAUCGAUUUAGAUUUUGGAUUUGUUGAGUAGCAUUUUUGGUGUUUCUUGGAAGAAGAAAAAGAAGAAGGGGAAGGAGAGAAUGUUUGGGAGAGCGCCGAAGAAAAGUGACAAUACGCGUUAUUAUGAGGUUCUGGGAGUGUCUAAGGAUGCUUCGCAGGACGAUUUGAAGAAGGCGUAUCGCAAGGCGGCUAUCAAGAAUCAUCCUGACAAGGGCGGUGAUCCCGAAAAGUUUAAAGAGCUGGCUCAGGCUUAUGAGGUUCUGAGUGACCCUGAGAAGCGUGAUAUCUAUGACCAGUAUGGUGAGGAUGCACUCAAGGAAGGAAUGGGUGGAGGUGGCGGAGGCCAUGACCCAUUUGACAUUUUCCAAUCCUUCUUUGGUGCGAGCCCCUUUGGUGGUGGUGGAAGUAGUAGGGGGCGAAGGCAGCGGAGAGGUGAGGAUGUGGUCCAUCCUCUGAAAGUUUCUCUGGAAGACCUGUACAGCGGCACAUCAAAGAAGCUAUCCCUUUCUCGUAAUGUGAUUUGCUCGAAGUGCAGUGGAAAGGGAUCAAAAUCUGGAGCUUCAAUGAAGUGCCCUGACUGCAAAGGAUCUGGGAUGAAGGUUACAAUUAGGCAGCUUGGCCCUUCUAUGAUCCAGCAGAUGCAGCAUCCAUGCAAUGACUGUAAGGGGACUGGUGAGGCCAUUAAUGAUAAAGACCGCUGCCCCCAGUGCAGAGGUGAGAAGGUUGUCCAAGAAAAAAAAGUAGUGGAAGUCGUUGUGGAGAAGGGCAUGAAGGAUGGACAUAAGAUCAAGUUCCCUGGCGAAGCAGAUGAAGCGCCUGAUACAAUCACUGGGGAUAUAGUCUUUGUCAUACAACAGAAGGACCAUCCUAAGUACAAGAGAAAGGGCGAUGACCUCCAUGUGGAGCACACUUUGUCUCUCACUGAGGCUCUUUGUGGCUUUCAGUUUGUAUUGACCCACUUGGAUAACAGACAGCUUCUUAUCAAAUCAAACCCUGGGGAGGUUGUCAAGCCAGACCAGUUGAAGGCGAUCAAUGAUGAAGGAAUGCCCAUUUACCAGAGGUCAUUCAUGAGGGGGAAUCUGUAUCUUCAUUUCACUGUGGAUUUCCCGGACUCUUUGAGCCUAGAUCAGUGCAAGGCAUUGGAGGCAGUACUGCCACCAAGAACAUCAGCGAAGCUGACGGACAUGGAGCUGGAUGAGUGUGAGGAGACCACAUUGCAUGAUGUUAACAUUGAGGAGGAGAAGCGCAGGAAGCAGGCUGCCCAAGCUCAGGAGGCAUACGAGGAGGACGAAGACAUGCCCGGUGGUGGUGGUCAGAGGGUGCAGUGUGCACAGCAGUGAUCACUCAUUUGACUUGCAUUGUAGGGAAAGUUGGAGUGAAAGGUUAACUGUGGGAAGGAAAGUGAAUUGUUUUGGUUGAUGUCGUGUUCUUGUUCUCCACGGUGGAGUCGUGUUGCUCAAAAGAUUUAAGUCAUUGAGGAAACAGGAAGUGUUAUUACUGAUGGUGAAUCCUUGUAUUUUGUUAUAACUUUUUAUGGUAAUGAUUUUGUUUUAACAUUAGGCAUAAUAUUGCUAUCUAAGUGAUUCUUGUUGCCCUUGCUCUCA
Molecule: messenger RNA, 1939 nt
Organism: Malania oleifera
Lineage: Eukaryota; Viridiplantae; Streptophyta; Magnoliopsida; Santalales; Ximeniaceae
Product: dnaJ protein homolog
Exons: 6
Coding region: 416-1675 (419 amino acids)
Biological process (GO): protein refolding; response to heat
Cellular component (GO): cytoplasm; cytosol
Molecular function (GO): Hsp70 protein binding; ATP binding
Source: RefSeq, a predicted model, not a curated record